Ochlerotatus camptorhynchus is the source of this 872-nucleotide messenger RNA. Its product is annotated as zinc metalloproteinase nas-4-like. Gene Ontology annotation, molecular function: metalloendopeptidase activity; zinc ion binding. The transcript is spliced from 3 exons. The record is from RefSeq and is a predicted model, not a curated record. The coding region runs from base 38 to 823 and encodes 261 amino acids. Gene Ontology annotation, biological process: proteolysis. NCBI's taxonomy places the organism in Eukaryota, Metazoa, Arthropoda, Insecta, Diptera, Culicidae.
CUCAAAAGAAACCGUGUUGUCGUAAUUACGUUCCAAGAUGAUGAACAAAAUCACAUUUUGUGCAAUCGUCACCUUCUGCGCCUACCAAAUAUUGGGCCUCCCAGUGAUCAGCGACGAUGCCGAACAGCGAGCUGGAAAAUUCGAAGGCGACAUCGUUCUGUCGUCGGAACAACGUAUGGCACUAGCCGGCCUCCGCAAUGGACUGUCGGCCGAUCGGUAUCGGUGGCCAAACAACACCGUUUUCUACCGUAUCAUUUCGGACAAUUUCACAACAGAGCACGUCGGCCACAUUCACCGAGCCCUGGACACAAUCGGCAAUGUGUCCUGCAUAAGUUUUAUCGAAGCCGACGAAAAUGCAACGGCCUUCGUUCGAGUCGUUGGGGACGACGUGGGUUGUUUUUCGGCAGUUGGAUACCAAGGUUCCGUGCAGGAUUUGAACCUGGCGCCCAAUGGAUGCUUCCGACUGGGAACGAUCAUUCACGAGUUUCUGCACGCACUUGGGUUCUUCCACAUGCAGAGUGCCACCGAACGGGAUGAAUACGUGACCAUUGUGUGGGACAAUAUCAGACGGGGUGUGGAGCGCAACUUCCAAAAGUACAAUUCCAGUUUUGUGACAGGGUUCAACGUAGAAUACGACUACGGAAGUGUGCUGCAUUACUCGGCUACGGCUUUCAGUGUCAAUGGGAACCGGACCAUCGUACCGAGGAACGAAAACGUAACCAUCGGACAACGCACGGGGAUGAGCGACGGCGACGUCACCAAGCUCAACCGAAUGUAUAGCUGCGACGACGCUGCGAGUGAUAAUGUGGAGGCGCGUGGUUGAUGUUAAAAUGGGGAAAUAAAUAUCAAUAACAUGCGAAAGUCAUUUGUUU